UUUUGCUUGCACUAGCUAAUACCUUUCCUCGCUCCCAAACAUAUCCAUUUAGAUUCUCUCUCUCUAUAUAUUUCUCUCUCUAAAUCUCAUAUUUUUGGACAAGUCUAUCUAUCUAUCUCUUACAACCACAAAUGGUACUACCAAAACGAGGCCACAGAUUCUUCAAAUUCAGAAGCCAAGUAAAAUCAUGCCAAAGCCCCACUCAUGAUCAUUUCAAUUUCUGAACCUUUUUGAAACAAAACCACCUCCACAAGAUACUCCCACUCUCUAAAGAUUACAUACCAACAAAUUAAGACAAGAAAGAUAUAUUCCUCCCUCUUCUUACUUACUAUACACACGUCUCGCAAACAGUCCAAAUCCAUCUUAUCUCCAAAAAAUAUCUACAUAUAUAUAUAUCAUUUUUUCUCUACCGUCUUCUUUGGGAGCAAAUGGUUUAUCAGGACUACCAUUUUUCAGGUGAGGUUCUGGAAAUGGGUUGGAUUAUGCUGAGGAUUGAUUACUCAAGGCUUUUCUGGCUAUUGUUUGGUGUUUUCUCAUAUGAAAAUCACGAAGGAAAGCCUCGGAUCAUCUAGCAGUAACACCUCCAUCUCCAUCUCCAUCUCCAUCUCCUGCACAAAAACAAACAAGAUAUAAACAUAUACUGUAGUGUGUUUGUAUAUAUAUAUAGAGAGAGAGACUUCAAAUUAUAUAUAUAUAUCCUAGUAUUGAUAAAUAAGUAAGUUUGCUAGUUAGCUUGGAAUACGACCCUGGGUUUGAAAAGAGUUGGGUUUGGGGUGCUUGCCAUGUACAGAACGCGGCCAGUAGAAUCUGUUGACAGAGCAAUGCCGGCACAGAUGGGAUACAUUGAAAUGGAUUCAUCGGGCAGAUAUGGUCGUUUUAAAGAGGUUCUUGGCAAAGGGGCAAUGAAGACCGUGUACAAGGCAUUUGAUAUGGUCCUUGGAAUGGAGGUGGCCUGGAACCAAGUGAAACUAAACGAUGUCUUCCGAUCACCGGAUGAAUUGCAACGCCUAUACUCCGAGGUCCAUCUCCUCAAGAACCUCAACGAUGACUCCAUCAUUCAAUACUACGCUUCUUGGAUCGACGUUGAUCGCUUUACUUUCAACUUCAUCACUGAAUUGUUCACUUCUGGCACCCUUAGAGAGUACAGAGACAAGUACAAGAGAGUUCAUAUUGGAGCAGUUAAGAAUUGGGGUCGCCAAAUCCUACGAGGUCUUGCUUAUCUGCAUGAACAUGAUCCGCCAGUGAUACACAGAGACCUCAAGUGCGAUAACAUCUUCGUCAAUGGCCAUCUUGGACAAGUCAAGAUUGGCGAUCUAGGCCUAGCAGCCAUUCUCCGUGGUGUCUCGCACCAUGCCCACAGUGUCAUAGGUACACCAGAAUUCAUGGCACCAGAAUUAUACGAAGAGGAGUACGAUGAGCUGGUAGACAUAUACUCCUUUGGCAUGUGUAUGCUAGAGAUGCUCACUUCUGAGUACCCAUAUGGCGAAUGCUCUAACCCUGCUCAAAUAUACAAGAAAGUAACUUCGGGAAAGCUUCCAGAAGCCUUUUACCGGAUUCAAGAUGUUGAAGCCCAGCAGUUUGUGGGGAAGUGCUUACAGACUGCUUCGAAGAGGCCAUCAGCUCUUGACCUCUUGAUGGACCCAUUUCUUGCUUCUGAUAUUGAUGAAGAGCCAUUGCCAAUCAUCCCCAAAAUUCCAACUGAAAGUUCAGCUCCAAAAGGAAUGGAGGUUCCUAAGCAACCGUUGAUGCAUGAUUCAGUUACAAGGAGCACAAACAUGACGAUAACGGGGACCAGAAAUCCAGAAGAUGAUACUAUAUUUCUCAAAGUGCAGAUCUCAAACAAGGAUGGUCAAACUAGAAAUGUUUACUUUCCCUUUGACAUUGUGAGCGACACUGCCAUUGAUGUUGCGAUGGAAAUGGUGAAGGAAUUGGAAAUCGCUGAUUGGAAACCAUCUGAGAUUGCCGAGAUGAUUACUGAGGAGAUUUCUACUCUGGUUCCAACCUGGAAGGAUUGGGACUCACCUCAAAAUGAACAUCAACAUAGCUUCAACUAUAUUGAUGAUGAAGAUGAUGACGAUAGAACCCAUCACCCUUUUUACUCUCUCUCCUCCCAUUCUUCCUCCCAAGCUUCCCUCCCAGGUUUCUACCCAUCUUGUGAGAAAACAGAGAUUCGUCAUGGAAACAAUGUGACGACUUCAGGACAUGACUGGUUUCAAGAAGAUUUGCUCAUUAGUGAUGAUACAAGUUCUCAAAGCUCAUUAAACUCCUACAAGUUCUCCAACUUAAAUUAUUGCUCAUGCAAUGACAAUGUCUGUGAAUUUUGUUCCCAAGGAGUAGAGCCACACUUUACAGCAAAGAUACCCACAAGGUUUUGUCCUGAGGAAAAAGUGCGGAAGAAUUGCAAUAACCAAUGUGGUUUGCUUAAUACUCAGAAAGCAUACAACUCAAAUCAUCCACGAAAGUUGACUCGUAUCGGUUCACUCGUCGAUGUACGUAGCCAGUUGUUGCACCGGUCUCUGGUGGAGGAGAUAAAGAAAAGAUGCUUUUUUAAGACCGUGGGCGCUGUUGAGAACAUUGGAUACCAGAAGCUGGGAGAUUUUCUGGGGAGCUCUCCUAGAAAUGGUGCAAAAGCAAGGAUUUGAAUCGUGAUGUGAAUUUUAAAUCCCAUGAACCUUUGAGCUCAUGAUUAUAUUACUUGUGUGUGAUUCCAUGUACCAUGAACCUUUGAGCUCAUGAGUAUAUAACUUGUGUGUGAUUGCAUGUACCAUGAACCUUUGUUAAGGUUGUUUUUAUAACUAGUAAGUGUGGACAACAAUUGAAUA
Cornus florida is the source of this 2822-nucleotide messenger RNA. Its product is annotated as probable serine/threonine-protein kinase WNK5. The record is from RefSeq and is a predicted model, not a curated record. Gene Ontology annotation, biological process: intracellular signal transduction; protein phosphorylation. The transcript has 7 exons. Gene Ontology annotation, molecular function: protein serine/threonine kinase activity; ATP binding. The coding region runs from base 783 to 2642 and encodes 619 amino acids. NCBI's taxonomy places the organism in Eukaryota, Viridiplantae, Streptophyta, Magnoliopsida, Cornales, Cornaceae. Gene Ontology annotation, cellular component: cytoplasm.